AUGGAUCUUGGAGAUACGAGUGUGCUCACCGACGAGCAGCUCAUGGAUGGCUAUGAUGACAUCCCGUAUCAAGAUUUUUUCCCCGUGGUUAUCCCAGAGAGUGACGCUGCGGAUGUGGCUGGUGUUUUGGAUAGCAUUGAUGGGGGUGCUGAUUUUGACUUGGGUGCGGCCGCGCUUGGCCCUGGUGCGUCCCCGUUUGCUCUUGGUUCGACUGAAAAGUCCGUUGACAUCAACCGCUUCCACCGCUCGCUUGCCCACGCUUGCAAGCCUCUAUUGAGAGAAACUGCCCAGCAGAGAGGUAUCGUGCUCACGGGCAAGCUGGAACCGUGCACGGACUCCAUGAAGGCGAAGGGCAGGCGAGGGUCGGUGCCGCGGGGGCCGGGAGCGCGGGCGUCCAAGCCACUCGGGCGUGUUCACCUGGACCUGUGUGGACCGCUGGUGCCUUCCCUGGGCGGCAACCUCUACCUGUUCGUCGCCGUGGACAGCGCCUCGCGGCUGCUGGCGGACGUGGGGCGGUACGACCUCGGACGAAUCGAAUGUUUCCGCGUCGACAACGGCCCAGAGUGGACCCGCGGCGAUUUCCGGCGCUUCUGCGACGACAACGGCAUCGGCGUCGAGUUCACCCCUCCUGGCGUUCCGCAGUACAACGGCGUCGUCGAGAGCGCCAUCUGGCGCAUCAUGAAGGCCGGCAUGGCCGCUCGCCGCAGCGCUGGCCGUGUGUUCAACGUCGACUUCGCCUCCAUCCCCGGCCUCGACGAGCGCGGUGACCGUCUUUGGAUGGAAUCGGCGAAAUGGGCCGCCGACGCUCUCAACCAGUCGGCGACCAAGGCCAACCCCGGGCGGCGCUCGCCGCACGAGAUGUUCACCGGCGAGCAGGGGCCUUUCCGCGUGCUGCCGUUCUUCCAGCCCGGCUUCAUGCGUGAGGAUCGCCGCACCAAGCUCGACGACCAGGCCACCCUCUGCUACUACGUGAACGGCGGCGACAACCACCCGAGCGGCACCGUCAAGGUCCUCAAGGCGUCCACCGGCCGCGUCGUCUACACCAACAACGUGUCGUGGGUGACGUCGGCGCCAGCCGGUGAGGGGGGUUCCGCUGGUAUCACCGCUGCACCGACAUCCCCCCCGUUCACGCCGCCGGUCGUCUCGAUCAACUUUUGCCCAGCACCGACGCCUUCGACCGCAGCACCGCCGCCGCCAGCGCCCACGCCGCCGCCCGCUCCCACGCCUUCACAACCGCCCACUGCCACUUCGCCGUCACCGUCGGCGACCCCCGCUCCUGGCCAAACGUGCUCUGCCGCUUCGCCGUCACCGUCGGCGACCCCCGACCCAGACCAGCCGCCGCCGCCGGACCCCGCGAUGCCCCCGCUUACGGCUCACGCCAUGCGGCGGCUUCGCCCGGGUACAAAGGCCGAGGGGAGCUGGGGGGGGGCGGAGGCCGGAGAGCCGGGGGGAGCGGGGACCGGAGGGCAGGCGGGAGCACUCGCAGCUGUGGACCCGGGGGCUGGAGGAGCGGGCUUUCCACUCGCAGUUCCCACGCUCCUCGCCAACCGGGAAGACAUCGACGCCACGCUGCGAGACCAGCGCCCGCCGGAGCAACUUCCUGACCUUCCUCACUGCCAGGCCAGCGACCUUCGUGUCCCCAAGAGCUACAAAGAGGCCAUGGCGUCGGAGCACCGGCCCCUGUGGAGCGACUCUAUUCAAAGGGAGUUUUAUGGCUUGUUGGAAGCGGGGACUUUUACUCCGGUGAAGUAGCAAUUAGUGGAGAACGCAAUUAACGCUAAGUGGGUAUUCGAUUGGAAGGCAGAUGAGUUUGGAUGGCCCACCAAGGUUAAGUCGAGACUUGUAGCGAGAGGUGACAUGCAGAGAGAGUACAUUGACUUUGGAGAGUUGUACGCGCCUACCGUUUCUGUUUCGUGUGCUAGGAUGUUGGCUGCUUUGGCGUGCAAGAUGAACCUCGACUUGUGUCAUUUCGAUAUUGAGCAAGCUUUUGUUCGGUCGGAAUUGGAGGAAGACGUGUACAUGCGUUUGCCGCAGGGAUGUGGAACUCUAUCUGGAAUGAUUGAAAAACUAGGCAAGAGUCUGUAUGGCUUGAGACAGGCAUCUAGGCAGUGGCAUGCAAUGCUGAAGAGGUUUUUGGUGGCGUUAGGUUUUGAGCAGUGCAUGGCCGAUGCUUGUGUGUUUCGUUUGAUUGAGGAUGGAUGUGUUGUUUUGAUUUUGGUAGUACAUGUAGAUGACAUUUUUGCUGUGGGAGAGAGGGAGAGAUGUGACAAGUUUGGCGCCGACCUUAACAAGUCCGUGCCAGUGAAGAACCUGGGAGAGUUGAGAUGGUAUUCUGGGUGCUUUUACGAGAGAAACAAGGAGACCGGUAGGUUGACGAUUACUCCAGACUUGCACGGAUGAGCUAAUAGCAGAAUAUGGAAGUGGGAGGCAAGGCAGCAGACCGUAGGUCGGUAUCNUAUUGCGAAUGUAGUAAGGGCAGUAGCUAGGUAUUGCGCAUCUCCGAAGCUGGUAUACUGGAAUGCAGCGAUGGAUAUAUUAGGCUAUGCGAGGAGGACGAGUCACUUUGGUAUUUCGUUUCACAGAGGCAAGGCAGCAGACCGUAGGUCGGUAUCAGGGGGGAUCGUGACGUGUGGAGGAGGCGCUGUGUCUCGGUUUUCCAGAACGCAGAAGUGUGUCACGCUUUCGACCACCAAAGCAGAGUACGUCGCGCUUGGUGACGUAGUGAAGGAGAUUUUGUUUUUGAGGCAGAUUUGGCGUUUCAUGUUGCCGCAGGUCGGCAUGCCGUGCAUCCCCGUCGUCGAGGACAACCAGGGGGCGAUUCAACUAGCGCAGAACCCCAUCUCAAGCUCGAACUCGAAGCACAUAGAUGUAAGGCACCAUUUUCUCAGGGAACUGGUAGACAGGAAGGAAAUUUCGGUCAUCCACGUGUCGUCGCCGUACCAGCGUGCAGACUUUCUUACGAAGAGUUUGUCGAAGGAUGCUUUCGAGUCUCGCCGUGAUUUUGUGAUGAAUUUGGUAUGAACAUUUCAUUGUUUUUCUGAUGGGUUGUGUUUUGGUCUUGUUCUGUUUCCCGUUUUGUUUCAUUUCCCGCGCCAAGUAUUUGUUAAGCACGAUGCAGCAAUCAUAUUUCUUUGAAUUGUUUGUCUUUCUUAUAAUAUUCCGGUCAAGUCUUCAUGGUAUACAUUCUGGGAAAGACGUCUUUUGGUUGAGAUAUCGGGUGUUAGCGAAGUUUUCAGUGAGAAACUGUUGCGGGCAGGGACAUGUUAGAUAUACUCGCAGCAGUAUCUGGUCGUGAGGAUCCCAGGGGGAUAUGUGUUGGGAAUUUCAUGUGUUGAAGGGUACCACCGGCGCAGUCACGGGGACCCUUUGGGCGUGGUCGGUGCGAUGAUGAGGCUUGCGCUUGCGUGGGUGCUGCGCACU
Ectocarpus sp. CCAP 1310/34 is the source of this 3420-nucleotide messenger RNA. Lineage: Eukaryota; Phaeophyceae; Ectocarpales; Ectocarpaceae. The record is from the annotation of a GenBank genome assembly.